CAAACGCACGUUUAGAAAAGAAGCGCGAGUUGAAAUGUACAAAAUAACAAGCGGCUCCUCUCCGGUUUUCUCUCUGUUCACUAACGAAACUGAGGCUGUUUAAAGUGUUUUCUUCAGGAUGUCAUCGCUGAAGCCGUUCAGUAAACUGCCUGCGUUGAACUCAGCGAACAUCUUGCUGGUGGAGUUUGAGGAGCAGUUUCAGCUGAGUUUAGCGGACGCUCUGGUGGAGGAGACUGCUGUCACUGUAAAUGUGAGACUAGCUAAGAGUCUGCCGCUGCCCAAGGAGAAUGAGGAGAGCCGUCCGAGGAUAGACCUGGUGGUGUUUAUCGUCAACAUGAUGUCAGAGCUCAGUUUCCAGUCAACAGAAGCUUCUCUGAAACAUUUGGACCCUGGGUUUUUCCUCGGAAAAGUCUGCUUCAUGGUCACUAACGCUCGUAAUGCUUCAGUCCCCACAGAGCGACUGGACUCUGUCAGAAAACUGGCAGCGUCGCUUCACUGCCCCUUGCUGUUUGCAGAGGAUCAGACACCUGCAGGUGUGACCAAUGCUACAGAGAGGCUGCUGACCAUACUGAAGGUGACGGCGGGUCACGUUCCCAUGGCGACCGCUCUCUAUCUGUCCAACCUGACUCGCUGCACUGUGCCCCCAGACAUCGACCAGCCAUCCUUUGAUUAAUUCAGACUUUUUCAUGUAUAUAUUUAUUAUUAGUAACCUGGCGCUCCAGCCUGAUAACACAUCGGGUAUUCUCUCUGUUGUUUCCGUGUUUUGUGUUUAGGCUUUUUGGCUGUUUCUGUUUUCUCCCUGCGAUGACGUUGUGUUUUCAUUAAGAGCAGAACCGGCACCUGAAGUGUGUCAGGGGAAUAAUAUCUCCUGAAGACUGAACAAAGAGUCAUGACGAGCAGGUUAAAGGACAGCUUUAUGUCCGGAUAGUUAAAAGGCAAAGCAAUCUUUUCAACUAUCAAAUUUCCUGACACGUGACAGCAGAAAAACCCAGUGCAAGUUCGACAAAUACAUCAGCUGACAUAGUUUCAGAGUGCUGUUAGCAUACAUGCUAUUUCACUGUCAUGUCUUUCUGGUAAAAAACUGAAUAGAAUAGUGCCAUCGGAUCGUCUUUCCUUCUCUACUAUAAAGCUCUGUAUUGAAUGACCACCAGAUUUAUUUUUUGACAGUUCAACCCGCAGCAGAGAAAUGUAACCAGUGCAGUGACCUUUUGAGAUUCAGGUCUCAGAGCUAAAUGACCUUUUUGUGUGUGGAAUACAACAAUGAAAAACUAAUGAUCACAAAGGGGAUUUUUGAGGGCUCUUUUAACGGAUUAAACUUUCCUCUGGACGGAGCAGAUGUCACGCCACUGCCUCCCGCUGCGUGAGUCUGACAACUGUAGAGUGUGCCUGGAGAAAACAUGCUUGGUGUCACGUCUGCAAGCAUGCAAAUACCCACACACACUCAAACACUAUUAUUAGUUCAUUAUGGCAAAAAUCCAGCGUUCGAGUUAACCAGGCGCUUCUAUGACAUCACCACAAACUCAAACAGCAAUAAACAUCAGUAUAUUGACUCUCUUGGCUCUAUUAUAAAAGUAUAUCAAAAUAAAAAUAAGCUAUUGGUCAGUCAACAAAUAUAAAUAUGUCUUUGCAUUUAUGGAAACAUGAUUUGGUUAAAUGCUGCAGAAGGUCAUUGGGUAAGUUGGCCAGUGUUUUAAAAGCCUGGCCUCGUGAGCUUUUACAAAUUUUUGUGUUGUGACUUCUGCAUUUGCACUACAUUUAUACCACCUCAGGCCACAGUGAGUCAGAGAGUAGGUCAGAGCACAGGGAUAUCUGCAUUGCAGCUCCUUUAGUCAAUGACAACUCCAGUUCCUGGUCUCCUGCUUAAUACUGAGAGUUACAUCAUCACCACGACUCUGUUCAAGUAAAAGAUGAGAAAUCAACUUUUCAGUCUGUGCUCAUCAGCGACUUUAAGUGUGCUGUGUGACAACAGGACGUGGGAUUUAAUUAAGAUGACAUUUAAACAAUGUAGCAAAUCAGAAAAGGAGGAUGACUAGUAAUGGAGAAAUAAAAGGAGGGGAGGAAAUUUACAGAAGGUUGAAUGAGUGAUAAGCUCCCCAAUACGGCUGCUGUGACUCUGCCAAAAGGCUCUGCUCCAUCACAUCCACAUUACAUCAGGUGUUAACACUUUAAAGAUAACCCUGCACGUGAGGACAUUGCUGAGGGUGAUGAGAUCAAACUGGGUGUUUGUGUUCAUGAAAAGAGAUCUUGUUGCCUCAACAUGUUUUGUAUUGUAAUGAGUUACCAGUCUUACAAAAAAAACAUGUGCAACUCUAUUUCCCUCAGCAUAGGGUUCACAUUAGUUUGCAUAAGUAAUAGACCCUUCAAGUGUUUUGUCUACCAGUCUAGUGCUAUUUUUAUUCCGUUUUUACUUGUGUAAGCAGAAGAACAAUUCAGUGGACGUGAUGGAGCAUGUCCUGGCUCUUGCUGCCCAUUGCUCUACAUAGCUGGGUUGUGGGGGGCCAAUAGGGUCCAUGUGGUAGUGAAUGUAGUUUAUGUACUAGGAGCGAGGCUGGCUAGCUCGUAUAAACAAAGUGGUAGGUUAUUUGAAUGAUCGGUAGAAUAAUUGUGAUGUGAUUUUUCCUCACUGAGCACUCGUUCUUCUCAUUAUAGGGACCAAGUAUGUUGAAUUUAUGAAACAUUCUACAAUCAGAAAAGGAACAAAACUCAGAUCUGAAAAUAAAACAAUGAGCUGAGUGCA
This is a messenger RNA of Labrus mixtus (cuckoo wrasse), 2737 nucleotides long. RefSeq names its product proliferation associated nuclear element (gene pane1). The coding region runs from base 119 to 673 and encodes 184 amino acids. The transcript has 7 exons. The record is from RefSeq and is a predicted model, not a curated record. Lineage: Eukaryota; Metazoa; Chordata; Actinopteri; Labriformes; Labridae.